Molecule: messenger RNA, 5938 nt
Organism: Symsagittifera roscoffensis
Lineage: Eukaryota; Metazoa; Xenacoelomorpha; Acoela; Convolutidae
Product: androglobin-like
Exons: 43
Coding region: 61-5775 (1904 amino acids)
Biological process (GO): proteolysis
Molecular function (GO): heme binding; oxygen binding; calcium-dependent cysteine-type endopeptidase activity
Source: RefSeq, a predicted model, not a curated record
AAACUUAUUAAAUAGAAAACUUGUUGCCAAAUCUGUGUUAUGGUUACCAUUUGAAUAGAUAUGGCUAGCAAAGGACAAAAGAAAAAGGAUUCUGGCCGAGCUUCUGCUGCUUCAAAAGAGGGUACAGCCAGUAGUGUGAAAGGAGUAGAGUCAAAAGUGACUGCAAGACAACAGUUUACAAUUUGGCCCGAGUGGAGUGAUGCUGAUGUCAAUUCAGAGAAAUGGGACUCUCAGCAAAAAGCAGGAGGAAAGGAGAAAGGAAAAAGCCCCAAUAUGCAAUUCUUUGACGAUCCUGAUGGCGUGCUGGAACUUCCACCAGCAUUAGAAGUUAGUCAAUGGAAGAGAUUGCACGAACAGUUCCAGGAUAGAAUCCCAGUUGUAGUGGAUGACCCCGGAGCCAUGUCUUUUGACCUUCUAACUGCCAAUGAGCACAUACACCAUUGCGAGACCAUCAGAUGGAUCAUAAGUCAGAUUACAGCCCUGUGGAAACUGAACGGUACUUCUAUGGCCUUUGUUCCGGAACUUGGAUCCAGCAGUCAGACAGAGUUCAUCAGCUGGAAACCAUGGGAACACAUUUACGCCAUGUCCAAGCUGGGAAAAGGUCCCCCUAAUCUGCCCCAGUACAACAACUAUGGCAAGUAUGUAGUCCGACUGUUCUGGAUGGGAUGUUGGCGCAAGAUUUAUGUGGACGACAGUCUUCCCUUCGACCAGCACAACAAUAUCCUUCUUCCCACCACCACGAAUACUUAUGAGUUAUGGCCCAUGUUGCUGUCCAAAGCCAUAAUUAAAGUGCUAUCCCUGGACUACAGUGCGGGUAACAUAGACUGUGAGUUUGGGGAGCAGAGCGUGAUGCAAUGUCUCACUGGGUGGCUGCCGGAACCAGUCCCCGUCAUGUCUUCUUAUAUGGAUAAGAUCUGGGACCUCUUGAAGACAUCCUGUCCUGAAUUCACAUUGCCAGACCCGAAUGAUCCGAAGCCAGGUGGAGACCUCUCUAACCAGUCCAGCGACAUUCCAGAUGGACUGAAGAAAGACAGCGAGGUACCAUUAGCAACUACCAAGGAAGCAGGAGCGUCAAAGGAUACCAAGAAAGGCGGAAAAGAUGGCAAGAAAGACAGAGGCGGCAUGACUACCCCCCUGCACGAUGGACACGGAGGGGGUAAAGGCCACAAGGGAGGCAUAGGCAAACAGGCCUCCCAAGUGUCCAUAGCCGCCUCCGAGAACCGAAUGAUGUUCGGCCUUGGUAACAGAUCUACAACCCCAUUCGAUUCAGCUGAGCCAGUGCGAGUUGAGAAGCCUCAAACUGUUGUGUUUGCGACAUACUACAACCCUCCUAGACUUCCAAGGACCUACUCGAAGUACAAGGACACUUCUGAUACCGCUGAAACUCUGCGCACAGUGGGUCUAUCUCACUCUCUGCCUCACCCCCUGCUGGUAACUAGAACCAGGAGCUGUCCCCUGGUCGCCCCACCUAUUCCUCCUCCGGAACCUGCCUGGAAACUGAUCAGGCAACCACGCAAGAAGAACUUCCAAAAUGUGUCAGAUCAGCCACCAGAAGAAGAGAAACUGAGGCCAGAACAAUGGGUGGAAAUAUCCUCUCCCUACCUGAACUACAAGUUAUCGCCGACAACGUUGCCGCGAGAAGUCACUGGUCGGCGAAGCUCCAGUAGAAGUCGUGAUGGCAGUCGUCCGUCGACCGCACCUCCAGUGCAAGAAGUAGAUGAGAACCCACCGCCGCCCAAAGCUGAGCACCCGAGUUCGAGCCCCGAUGGGGCCCCUGGCGUAAACAACAUACAGCCCGUGCCACCAAAUCAGCCGAAGCCACAGUCCAAAGGAGCUUCUUCGGUCGCUGAGCAGGCCAGUGUGGGUGAGAGGAGUGCUUUGGGUUCUAAAGAGUCUCAGAACAAGGCGACUCCUGCGCCAACCGAAAAACGAACUAGCCACGUCAGUGCAGUUUCUUCUGGAGCUAAUCAAUCAAAAAAAGGAGUCGGAGAAGGUGCUGGGUUGGAUUCGAACGCUGUACCAGGUGACUUGAAACAAGAGACCGUGACCGUGGAUGGUAAAAUUGUACCCACGAUAGAGGAGAAAAAGACUGACUCAUGGGUGCAUUGGGAGGAUUUCAAAAAAGCUUUCAAGAGUGUCAUACUGUAUCACAAACCACAGAGUUACCCCUACAGAGAAACAUCUUCCGAUUUCAAGGUCCACAGACUCUUUAAUCGACAUGGAUCGAUCGUGCAAUCAACUGCAACUACGUUUCAUAUGAUGGGGCGGAGAACUUCACUUGGAGGCCAAAGUCUGGCCUCUAAUCAAAGUUUAACCGUGCCCUCUUUUAACCUAAUGCCACCUCAUACGGGAGGUGGAGGGGGAGGAGCUUUCGCCCAGUCAGCUGUGGGCGGGAAGAAGGCUGCGGGUGGGGCAUCAGCUGGAGGCCAGAGCAAGCUAGGAGGGGCUCAAUCUCCGGCCAUGAGUGGUUCUGGUGACGACCGUCAGCCCAUUUUCUUCUCAGUGGACAGCCUCAAACCAAUCCAAGUCCUCAUCUCAUUCUCCGCUCUUUCCAAGUGGAUCGAACCAUCUUCAUCCUCCCAGGCUGGGUUCGAUUCCACUUCGGCAACCGCCAGUCAGCAAGUGGCCAGUGCGGCUCCUCUUCCUGGAACUCAGAAUUCUGCGGCUGGGAAUAAAUUGAGAAUGGACAAGAAGUCGGCUACGUUUCUGAGCGAGGCGCCCACUAUUUUCUCAGACCAUGAGUCUAACAAAGAUGGUCCAGUUGUAAGUGGUGGCAUCUAUGAGGCGUUCAAGAGGAGAGCGGCAUUCACUCCUGGUAUACUGGUAGCAGAACCCUACACUUGGAAGAGUCUAGUUAUAGGGAACCCUAUUUUGUCUGUUAAGACCACCGGCGCUAAAUCAGUACUGCUCAAUUUGGCCCCCGGGCGACAUAUUCUGCGAUUCCAUAUAAACGCGCCUCUGGCUUGGGUUGUCAAUCUGUGCUCAACAACUCGCUUCUACUUCGGAGACGAGGAAAACGUCAUGUCUACUGUCGUGAACGAAAGUCUGAGGUUCCAAGAGCAUGCUAUGCAGCUGGUACAGAAAAUUGGACGCGCGAUCCAAAAUUUUUCGGACCCUGAGAGUUUUAAGGAAGCCAUCGACGAAAUGAAGCAGUGCUACAACCCCACUGAGGAAAUUCCUGACAACAUCGAAGUGUUCCGCAAGGCAUUUUACAUGACAGUUGGUGACCUGAUGGGCGAUGCUUUGACCUCUGAUGCUGUCUUUGGUCUCAGAUGUUUGACAUGUGACCUUCAAACUGAGUCUGUUAUGGAAGCGGCUGUCGGCAGGAAGAACCCUGAAUCAGCGCGUGCUAACCAACUUCCUCGAACUCCGAGGAAAUCAUCGGUGUUUAAAUUUGGCCAUAAUGUGCCUCAUUUGAAGAAAAUAAGUGUUUCGUCCGCGCCCUCAUUAUCCUCCCCGUUGUUUCAACUGGGUAAAUCGACCACCAGUGCCCUGGAUAUCUGGAAAGAGAGAGAUCCCACAGAUGAAGAACUGGGCUCUGUUUCUACGAUUCAGAGUGCCUGGAAGGGAUUCUACACUAGGGCUGUGAUUGCGUCCAGGGAAAUUGGUUCCACUGAACACAACAAAGCACGUGAACAACUCCAAAAAGUAUGGUCAUUCCUUGAGAACAACAUGGACACCUGUGGCCUCACCCUUCUCAGGGCCAUGUUCCGACUGGAUCCAACUCAGCUGCAGAGGUUCCCGUUCUCCUCGGAUGAGUGGACCAAGAUAGCAUAUGCAGAUUACACUGGCCAGUUCGGAGAGCAGACUUCGUCCACGUGGUUUGUCCUGUUCAGAUCGGUGUUCACAGUGGAAGACCCCGUUUUGCUGGUACCCAAACUGACCUCCUCCAUUCAUACCGCCUUCCUCAGAGUGGUGGACAACGAUACAGGCAAAGAGAUACCCAAAGUGUUCAUGCGUGUCGCACCAUACACUUUCACUAAAAACCAGAAGGGCUACACGUUCUUCUGUGAGGCCAGAACCACCGACCUCCCAGUGGCUAAUGGACGAUGGAGGAUGCGGCUGAUUGGCAACCAGGCCCCCCUUCCCACCCCAAUUGGUGCAGGGGAGGUGAACUCCAAUCUGAACUCGAGUUUCUUCACCAGGGAAAUUAAAGACUACUACGUGCCAAAUGAGAAGAACAUUGUAUUCAGGUACUCGGUGAAGGUGACAGAAGACCACCUGUUGAGUUUCCAGCUGCAGACUUCCAAAUCAGAUGUGUACAUUGAACUGGAGAUCCUGGACCACGAGCAGGUGUUGUUGUCGUCCAGAGGAAAGGGACACACUGUCCUUCCUGCAUUUAUAUUCCACAGUGACUCUUCCUCUUCGUCUGGCGGAAGCAGGGGCGCAUUGGUAGACCGAAAGGACCCCGACGAAGCCGUGGAUCCUAAAAAUGCGUCGAAGACUAAACGUUCAGUGUCGGGAGAUAGAAAAGCGAGUGCAAACAAGAAGGCGACCGAAGUGCAGAUUGCGGCGGACCAAUCAGCUCCCGCUGAGAAAGAAGCGGAGCCGGAAACAAAGCCACACAAGUACAUUAUCCAGGCGCGUGUGUUGCGCAAAUCAUGGCCCAUCUCCCAAUCUGCAUGGGCGCACGUGGCCAUGCUCAAGGAACAGGAGAAAGAAGAAAUGAAAGUACGCGGCCGAAAGGAUCCAGAAGAAGCUAAUUUUGACGAAAGACCAGGCUCCUCUCGUUCUAAUGCGGCAGGUGGGGCAAAAUCUGCAAAACAGUCUACUUCAAAGAAUCUCAAGCCGGAAAAGUCAGCCAAGGGAGCACAAAGUCGUCCGAUUAGCCAGCAGUUCGACAACGAAAAACCUCAUUGGUUAUUAAGAGUCGUGAUCGACACAAGUGAAAACCAACAAGGCGACUGCGAGAUCAAAAAAGACACAGAACGAAUCGAGCAGAUCCGAGCGAUGAAGCAAGCUUGGGAACGAGCCGACCCCGGUAGGGCCGAGCGUGCUGCCGCUAGACGUGCGGCGUUCCUUGCGAAGUACAUGAUUCCGGUGGAUCCACCAGCAGUCGAGGCGGAGAGUGGUCGCGAGUCAGCGGCUACGAAGGCUGCCGACGAUAAAGAAUCGGCAGCGCCUGUUGAGACUGUUGUCACAGAACUCACACCAGAACCAGCACCAACCAGCAAGUCUGUAGCCUCUGGCAAGAGUAGAAAGCAGUCUAUGAACAGAGAAACAACACAAAUUACGGAGGACAGUGGGGCUGCUGGAGCGUCUGAGGUACCCGAGGUUCCGGAAGUUUUGACCCUGGAACCCCCGCCUGGGCCACCUCCGAAGACAGUUUUGAAGCCCCUAGAUUUGACCCCUUACACCAUUAAAGCGAAGGACGGGGUGCGAGUGUUGGUGGACGAGGAGGAGUUGAGUCGGGAGAGGGAGGAGAAGGUGAGGCAGUUCUCGGAGUGGAACCGAGUGAGGCAGGAGAUGAAGAGGCGGAGGGAGGAGGAGUUGGAGAAGCGGAACCAGGAGAAGGUCAAACAGAUACAGGACUACGAGGCACUACAGGAGAUGGUAGACCAGACCAGAGCUGAAAUUGCUGCUAGGAAGGAGGCCUACAGACAGAGAAUCCUACAAGCUGAACAAGAGAAGCAAGAUGCUUUAUCCGCCCUUGAGAACGGAGUCAACCUAGAGGCGGAAAAACCCACUUCAGCCAGCAAGAAGGGUGGCAAAAAGAGUCCCAAGAGCUCAGCCAAAGGAAGCAAAAAAGGAUCGGCCAAGGGCAAGAAAAAGUAGACUAUCAGAACAGUUCAGACCACAAGAACUAAAUCACACCUUAGAAACACUGAUCAAAUGGGUCUUAUAGUACAUGUCGAAUUGUAUGAAUCCUUCGAGUUUUAUCUGUAAACAUAUCAUCUAAUUGAGAAAUACAUUUGGAAUACCUUUACUCAUCUACUUU